CGCUUCAGUUGUUGAUUGACGUUCUAGCCGCCGCCGUCUGAAAGUUGUCCGUGACCAAAAAGGAUUAUCCCAAUUUAGUGGAGUGUAGUAUAGAUUGUAUAUAGUUUGUAUAGUAUACGCACAUAAAAGCAAUGCAUUGCGUCGUUGGAAUGCUGUGCCUGCUGGCCUUAGGCGCCACUGCGGCCCCCACGGCCACAAAAAUCCUAGAUGAUCUGCCAAAGUGCAUGGCCACAGAUGAUCAGCUGGGAGAGUGCGUCAAGCAAAUAUUCAAUACGUUAACGCCGCGCCUCAAGGACGGCAAUCCCGACUUGAAGAUUCCGCCCUACGAACCCUUUAACCUGAAUCGCACCAGUUUCCAGUACUCCAGCGGCACUGCCAACGGUCGCAUAACAGUGCGCAAUGCCAAAAUCUACGGAUUUAGCGCCAACACGGCCAAGGACGUUAGUGUCAAAGUCAACAAGGACAAGGUCAAGCUGCGACUGGUCACCUACAUGCCCAAGCUGAACAUAGUGGGCAGCUACAAGGCCGACUUGCAGGUGAACCAGCUGCAGCUGAAGCCUAAAGGAGACUUUAAUGUGACACUGAAGGAUGUGGAGACAACGACACUCACCGAUGGAGAAAUAUACACAAAGGAUGGUCACCGAUAUUUCCGACUUAAGAAUAUCGACACGAAGCCAAAGAUUGGAGACUUGGUCAUUAAGGCCAAUGGAAUUUUUGCUGAUCCGGAGCUGGAUCAAAUCGCCCUGAAUGUGGCCAAUCAGUAUUGGCGCGAUAUCUACGGCAUAAUGCUGCCAGAGACGCGACAAUAUUGGCAACCUCUGGUGCUGCGUAUGUUCAACGAGGCUUUGGAACUGGUUCCCAUCGACCAGUUUCUUAACGAGGAGCAAAGUUAAUUAUGGACCUUGUGAUGAUCGCUUUAAUACUAAUAAAUGGUUCCAUUGCAUUAACUGCAAUUAAAUGAUAA
This is a messenger RNA of Drosophila kikkawai, 964 nucleotides long. RefSeq names its product Juvenile hormone binding protein 13 (gene Jhbp13). The record is from RefSeq and is a predicted model, not a curated record. Lineage: Eukaryota; Metazoa; Arthropoda; Insecta; Diptera; Drosophilidae.